Bufo gargarizans (Asiatic toad) is the source of this 5107-nucleotide messenger RNA. It is a transcript of the gene FAM120A, whose product is annotated as family with sequence similarity 120A. The record is from RefSeq and is a predicted model, not a curated record. Bases 204 to 3395 code for a protein of 1063 amino acids. The transcript is spliced from 18 exons. Lineage: Eukaryota; Metazoa; Chordata; Amphibia; Anura; Bufonidae. Gene Ontology annotation, cellular component: nucleus.
CCCUCCCGUUCCGGUUUCCUGUGCCCCCUCCUCUCCCGCACACAUCCCCGGACAUGGCUCUGUGAGACAGCACAUGGCGGCCCCGGCCAUGCAGAGCCCCCCUAAACCAUCCAACACCCCCCCGCUCUUCCUCCUCCGCCACUAGAACACCCGACACUACGCCCCACUCACCAGCAGCAGAAGCGGCGGCCUCCGGCAGCAUCAUGGGGGUGCACGGCUUCCAGGACUACAUCGAGAAGCGCUGCCCGGGCGCGGUAGUCCCGGUGGAGCUGCAGAAGCUGGCCCGCGGUAGUUUAGUCGGGGGAGGCCGCCAGAGACCCCCCCAGACCCCGCUCCGCCUGCUCAUCGACGCCGAGAACUGCCUGCACCGGCUGUACGGCGGCUUCUACACGGACUGGGUGAGCGGGGGCCAGUGGAACCACAUGCUGGGCUACCUGGCGGCCCUGGCCAAGGCCUGCUACGCCGGCAACAUCGAGCUCUUCGUCUUCUUCAACGGCGCCCUGGACAAGGCCCGGCUCCACGAGUGGGUGAAGCGGCAGAGCAACGAGCGGCAGACCGGGCAGCAGAUCAUCAGCCACGUCCAGAACAAGGGCACCCCGCCCCCCAAAGUCUGGUUCCUGCCCCCCGUCUGCAUGGCCCAUUGCAUCCGCCUGGCGCUAGUCCGCUUCCACAUCAAGGUCGCACAGAGCAUUGAAGACCAUCACCAAGAAGUUAUUAGUUUCUGCCGAGAAAAUGGAUUCCAUGGCCUUGUUGCUUACGAUUCAGACUACGCUCUGUGCAACAUCCCUUACUACUUCAGUGCCCAUGCGCUAAAGCUGAGUCGCAAUGGGAAAAGUAUCACCACCAGCCAGUAUCUGAUGCAUGAAGUGGCCAAGCAACUGGACCUCAAUCCCAACCGCUUUCCCAUAUUUGCUGCUCUUCUAGGGAACCACAUCUUGCCGGAUGAAGAUUUAGCCGCUUUCCAUUGGAGCUUACUUGGCCCAGAUCAUCCAUUGGCUUCAUUGAAAGUCCGUGCUCACCAGCUUGUGUUACCCCCUUGUGAUGUUGUGAUCAAAGCGGUUGCUGACUAUGUCCGUAAUAUUAAGGAUACCAAUGAUUUGGCCUCUAUUUCUAAUGAUGUUUUCCAGCAUUCACAGUCAAGGACGGAUGACAAAGUUUCCCGGUUCAAGAGAGCAGUCGCUUACUACAGAGCCACCAACAAACCCUUGCCAUACUCAGCAGCGCCAUACCCUGGCAGACCAAAUAGAGGCCCUGGUAUGAUGCAGGCACCUCACAUGUCCAUCCCAGGUGGCGCUCCUCAUAAAGGUCCAUAUCCGUACAACCUUUCUGAAUCCACUGCCACCGUCAGUCCAACAAACAAAAGUGUGUCUGAGCAGAACAAUUACAGCAACAUUCCUCAUGAAGGCAAACACACCCCCCUGUACGAGCGAUCCUCUCCCAUCAACCCAGCGCAGAGCGGGAGCCCAAACCAUGUAGACUCUGCGUACUUCCCACAGUCAUCUGCUUCAUCCUCAUCCGAUAAUGAUGAUGGCACUGGAGGAGCCACCAACCACAUCAGCGGGACCAAACCUGAUUGGGAUAAAAAGAGUAAAUCACCUGGCAAAUCAAAGAAGGAUGCCACAGACCAAGCCAAGACUGAAAAUCCCUCUCCAGCCCCAUCAGGAUCCAAAGCCACCGACAAGAAAGGUAUCCAGGGAGGGCUACAGAUACCUUGUCUUCUUUCCAUGCCCACCAGGAACCACAUGGAUAUCACGACUCCUCCGCUGCCUCCCGUGGCACCUGAAGUGUUGAGAGUAGCGGAACAUCGUCACAAGAAAGGGUUAAUGUACCCCUACAUCUUUCACAUCCUUACAAAGGGAGAAAUAAAAAUUCCAGUUACCAUUGAAGAUGAAGCAAACAAGGACCUCCCCCCUGCUGCAAUCCUUUACAGACCUGUGCGCCAGUAUGUCUACGGAGUCCUGUUCAGCCUGGCAGAAAGCAGGAAGAAAACGGAGCGUCUGGCAUUCAGAAAGAACAGAAUGGCUCCAGAAUAUUACCCAGUCGUUAUAAAGGAGUGGGCCGCCUACAAAGGAAAGUCCCCACAGACCCCAGAACUCGUGGAAGCUCUUGCUUUCAGGGAAUGGACCUGCCCAAAUCUAAAGAAACUUUGGUUAGGAAAAGCGGUUGAGGACAAGAACCGGAGGAUGAGAGCUUUUCUGGCAUGCAUGAGAUCUGACACACCAGCCAUGCUCAAUCCCGCCAACGUGCCCACUCACCUCAUGGUGCUGUGCUGUGUUUUACGGUAUAUGGUGCAGUGGCCUGGCAUAAGAAUACUCCGGCGCCAGGAACUUGAUGCCUUCCUCGCCCAAGCACUGUCACCAAAACUUUAUGAGCCUGAUCAGCUUCAAGAACUCAAGAUUGAUAACUUGGACCCCAGAGGGAUUCAGCUGUCUGCCCUGUUCAUGAGUGGAGUGGACAUGGCUCUCCUGGCCAACGACGCCUGCGGCCAACCCAUUCCUUGGGAGCACUGCUGUCCCUGGAUGUAUUUUGAUGGCAAAUUGUAUCAAAGCAAGCUUAUUAAAGCCACCAGGGAAAAGGCCUCACUUAUUGACCUCUGUGAUGGUCAGGCAGAACAAGCUGCCAAGGUGGAUAAGAUGAGACAAAGCAUCCUGGAAGGGCUACACUUUUCCAGGCAGAACCACCCACUGCCAUUCCCACCACCACCUGCCAUGCCUUUCUACCCUGCUAUGUAUCCACGACCCUUUGGACCAAUGCCUCCACCUCCAGGUAGAGGAAGAGGAUUUUCUGAAAUCGAGAUUCAUCAGACCAGGCACCAUUUUUCCAGUCUUCAACAGUCCAAUUUUGGAGUCCAGCCCAUUCCUUCUCAGGGAGGGAAGCUUGAAAUCGCUGGGACAGUGGUUGGCCAGUGGGCAGGAACAAGACGUGGCCGUGGUAGAGGACCUUUUCCACUGCAAGUGGUUUCUGUUGGUGGACCAAAUAGAGGACGCCCCAGAGGAGUUAUAUCUACCCCAGUGAUAAGAACAUUUGGAAGAGGGGGCAAAUAUUAUGGAAGAGGAGGAUACAAGAAUCAAGGGCCAUCUCAGACCAAGCCGGCAUAUGCCACUUCUGCAGCCGAAGUGGCCAAAGAGCUUAAGACACAAUCCGAAGACUCCAAAUCAUCCGCCGUGUCUUCAGAUGGAUCUCUGACCGAGAACGGAGUGGGGAAUGAGGAAACUCAAGCUUCCCAGAUAAACGGGGGCUCUGGAGAAGUCCAGCCUUCUAAUCACUCUGAAAGUGCCUUAAGCAGUGACUCUAAACAGUGCAAUACAAAUCCUCACUUAAAUGCACUAGCUUCAGACAGCGGGCGCCGUGAAGAGGAGACUCUCGAGGCGGCUGUCUUAAAAAAAGAAGAGUAAACUUAUUUUUCUAGAGGGUGAAGGGUGUUAGACAGUUCAGGGUUAGGAAUAUCUGGAAAGAUGGAGAGCCUACAGUUACGUACAUUUUUUCCUUUCCGUAAGUGAAAAAUGAGGAUUUGGAAAUUCGGAUCCCUCUUUUGAUGUCAGGCUAAAAACAAUUAACUAAUAAAAAAGAGAUAAGAUUUUAUUUUACUUUUUAACCAGUUUGUAGUCAAAAUGCUACAGGGAUCAAUCACAGCUGAGAAUAAGAAGAGCAUUUGACUCCCACAUUUAGAGAAACAUACACAGGGAUAAAACUGGUUGUAACAACGACAACAAGAAAGACAAAAAUAAAACCGCUUGUUCUGUUUCUCGCGAUACCAGAACACAAAUUUUUGGCAGUUUUUUUUUUUCAGUAUAAAUAUAUAUAUAGCUUAAAUAUAAUUUGUAAUAUCUGGCACCAUAUGUAUGCCAUUAUAUUUGAUUUUACAUUACUGUGUCACAAGAUAAAAAAAAAAAAUCAGAAACUUUGGUUUCCAGAUUAUGAUAAUGAAAUAUGGCACAAGCGUUUUUUUUUCCUUUUCAUUCUUUAUUAUUUCAUCGCUGUUGACGUGGUUUUUCUUUUUCUUUUUUUUUUCUACUAAGACGUGCAACUUAUUGGAACACAAAAAAAUAGUGUAACCUUUUGCAGAUUUUUGCUGAUAUUUUAAAUACUCAUUACUCAUACUAUUCAAGCAACUUUGAAAUCAUAGGGAAAAAAAAAACUGACUUUUUUUUUUCCCGAACUGAGAAAAUGGGCGUUCUCAAAGUUUUUCCGUGAUACUGUUAUACCAUGCAUCCGUGAUCAAUGAAGUUGUGUGGUUUUUGAAUCAGACGUAGACCAUUAGUGCUAAUAUUGACCUGCAUGGUUCAUCCUUUUAAGGUGUAUAGUUAAUAUUAUGCAUGUUCUUGUCCUAUUUCUACCAUUCUUACAAGUUCUGUGCCCAUCUGCAAAACAAGAAAAAAAAAAACUAAUAAUCAGUAAUAGUUCUAUGAAAGAUGUUACUUAUGUUUAGUCAUUGACUGAUCUCUCUCUAACCUUUAAAGGAAAUUUUGUGAUUAUUGACCUCUGUUGCAUUUAUCCUAAAAACAAAAAAAAAUUAUCUAGCCGUUUAAAUAUCAACGUUUCCCUGGUGUAUCCAUUGCUGUAUUGCAUUAUUGUUCUUUGUUGCUGUUUUCACAUUAGAAACUAUGAAUUCUGUGAUAAAAAGAAAUCAUAAAGUGCUUUGAUCUUUAAUCCUACCCGCGGCCCCCCCACCCCACUUCUUUAGCAGAACAGGUUUGCCAGUUCCUGGCAUCUUCACUUUCAGGAAUGUAGCUUUUUUUCCUUCCGCAAAGUACACCUGUAUCAUUUUGAUGUUUCUGUUAGUGUUUCCAAAACUUUUAAAUGUACUUUUUUGGAAAAAAAAAAAUCCAAACCAACUUUCUCUUCGUUUUCUUAUAAUUCUCCUGAUGCUCUUCAUCACUCAUUAGUGAUCAGAAAUGAGGUGUAACUCCCCCAUUCCUUGCCCGCAAGAGCUGAGUAGGUAUUUUUAAUGUAAGUUGAAAGGAGUUUUGCCCCAACUCAUGGACUGUGCAAGAAUGAACUACUGUUGGCUUUGACUGGAAGUCGGUGGAUUGAGGUGCGUUCUGUUUGAAGGCUAUUGAAUGCAACUUACAAUGCUUAAUAAAAAUCUUUAUUCUUUUAGUAUAAA